Molecule: messenger RNA, 1702 nt
Organism: Camelus dromedarius (Arabian camel)
Lineage: Eukaryota; Metazoa; Chordata; Mammalia; Artiodactyla; Camelidae
Gene: NCR3
Product: natural cytotoxicity triggering receptor 3
Exons: 3
Biological process (GO): positive regulation of natural killer cell mediated cytotoxicity; immune response-activating cell surface receptor signaling pathway; natural killer cell activation
Source: RefSeq, a predicted model, not a curated record
CAAAUUUAAAGAACCAGUAAAAAGGAAGGAAGGGCUUGAAGGAUGGGGUCAAUUUUUUUUUAAAGGGGUCAGUUUUAAUUUGAUGAGUUUAAUAAGCCUAUUAAACAAAACCUAUUAUCUAGGGUCUAGAUCAAAUUAGCAGUUUGGGAGACCUAAUUAAAUCUAUUUCUUAAUGAACCUGAUUUUAAUUAUCAGACAGAUCCAUUAACUAAAUGCAGUGUGAACUCCAGACCCUCAGCUUCAGCAUCAGCUGGGAUCUGGGGCAAAUUCCCAAGACCCACUCCAGACCCAGUGAAUAAAGAAGGCUGGGAGUGGGGACUUGGAAUCUGUCUUAACAAUCACUCCAGGUGGUGCCAGUGUGCCCUCAAGUUUGAGAAUCACUGACAUAGAAGCAUGACUGGUAAAUUUCAUUAACUAAUGAAUUUAAUCAAGGAUUUUAGUAAUUGGUUUAAUUCAUCAAUUUAAAUGAGUUAAACAGUGAUCUCAAUCAAUUAUAGCCAUGUCUUCACCUGGAGAUUUAAUUAGUUAAUACUCUUUAACAACAACAAUAACAACAAAAAUUAGCAAAAGUGGUCUACUACUGAAUGCUGUUAGUACUAAAAUAAUACUUGGAAUAAUGUAAUUAAUGAUAUUAUUUAACUAGGCAGCCACGUUCAUUAAUGAGCUUCAAUUUCACUGUGACAGGUUAAGUUUCAGCAAAAUGUUACUAGUGAAUGUAACUGGAGAAUGAUGGGAGAGGGUGAGAGUUGGUAUGGGAAAGAAUUUGAAAAACUAUUUAAUAAGCAAUGUUAAGAAAUUAUGUUGGUAAAGAGAAAAGGGUUUUAAUGAGGCAUCUAAGGACUUGUCCCUCUGGGCCCUUAAUGGGUAGGGGUACAGCUGGGGUAUUCUACUGCAAGCUCUCUUGUCUUUUGGAGUUUUGUUUGUUUUGUUUUAGCAGGGAGGUAAUUAGGCUUAUUGUUUAUUUUUUUAAAUGGAGGUACUGGGGACUGAACCCAGGACCUCGUGCAUACUGAGCACUCACUUUACCACUGAACUAUACCCUCUCCCACUCUUGUCUUUUAUCUUUGGAGUAGCUAGGGGGUUGUUUCUCUGGGUCUUCUCUCUGCCCCCAGGAUCCUGUGUUCUUUGGGUGUCCCAGCUCCCUGAGAUCCACACCCAGGAGGGCCCCCCUGCCUCCCUACCCUGUUCCUUCAAUGCCAGCCAAGGGAGAAUGGCCACUGGGUCUGUCACAUGGUACCAGGACAAAGUGGCCCCAGGGAAGAAGGUGAGAAAUGGGACCCCAGAGUUCAGGGGCCAUCUGGCCCCUCUUGCCUCUUCCUGCUUCCUCAGUGCCCACCAGGCUGAGCUGAACAUCUGGGACACCUGAGACCAUGAUGCCAGAGUCAGCACAUGCCAGAUGGAGGUACUGGGCCUGGGUGUUGGAACAGGGAAUGGGACUCUGCUGCUGAUGGAGAAAGAUGAGUUGCUGAGAAGACCCCCUCUACUAGUGGCCGGCACAGCCCUCCUCUUUCGGGAUGGAUUCUAUGCCUUCCGCUUUCUCUCUGUGGCCAUGGGCAGUACCAUCUAUUAUUAGGGCAAAUGCCACUGUCACCUGGGAACACACUGCCCCUCCCUGGAUGGCCUCUGAUAAGUGAUUCCAGACCCCAAUAAUCCCAGUGUUCUUCAAGAGACCCCAAUAAAUCCCUCUCUGCCUCACCAUUAG